AAAAACGCCGAACCCAAGUUUCAUUUCCACUGAGUCACUGACAGUCCCUCCUGUAAAAUACCAGCCCAUAGCUCAUCGGCGGCUGGCCGAUUCCGAUCUAUUCGAAUUCUCGUUAGAUAUAUUGCGAAUUCAAUUGGAAUUCUCUUUUUGUUGACAAUCUUGGCGCAUAAGAAGGAAUUCUAAAGAGAAAAAACGUCCCCAGUUCUUCCAUACUUGUAAAAAUUUUUACGGUAAUUCGUGCCAAAUAUAUACAAAUGGCAUCUUCCUUUCUGUCCAGAGCUCUCUUUGCCCAUCGCUUCCUUCAAUCUUCUUCUACUCAGUUUCACAAACCCAAAUUCUUCACUUCCAUCUUCUCCAAGAGAUCAUUACACUUGAUGUUGGCUCCAUCCCAAUUGUCACAUAAGGCUUCAGGGUCUGUUUGUUGUAGCAUGUCUACAUCAGCACUCGCAUCACAAGCUUCAUUUUCCAUGCAGUCCCUGCCUACCAGCGAGCCUGUUGUAUCAGUGGAUUGGCUCCAUGCCAACCUUCGAGAACCUAAUCUGAAGGUAUUGGAUGCAUCCUGGUACCUGCCAGAUGAACAAAGAAACCCAGUUCAAGAAUAUCAGGUGGCACAUAUUCCUGGUGCUCUUUUCUUUGACGUUGAUGGAAUAUCAGAUCGAAUUAGCAAUUUGCCACAUAUGUUGCCAUCGGAAGAAGCAUUCGCUGCUGCAGUUUCUGCCCUUAGCAUUGAGAAUAAGGAUGGGCUCGUUGUGUAUGAUGGAAAGGGAAUUUUCAGCGCAGCUCGUGUUUGGUGGAUGUUCCGAGUUUUUGGUCAUGACAGAAUUUGGGUUUUAGAUGGCGGUCUGUCAAGAUGGCGUGCUUCAGGAUUUGAUGUUGAAUCAAGUGCAUCGAGCGAUGCUAUCUUCAAAGCUAGUGCUGCCAGUGAGGCAAUAGAGAAAGUAUACCAAGGACAACGUGUUGGGCCAGUUACCUUUGAAACCAGAUUUCAGGCACAUUUACUCUGGACACUUGAACAGGUCAAGGAAAAUGUGAAGGAGAAAACAUAUCAGCACGUUGAUGCUCGUUCAAAAGCUAGAUUUGAUGGGGUUGCACCAGAGCCCCGAAAGGGUAUAAGAAGUGGCCAUGUACCAGGGAGCAAAUGUAUUCCAUUCUCCCAGAUGUUGGAUGGUUCACAGACACUCUUACCUGCAGACGAGCUCAAGAAAAGACUUGAGCAAGAAGGAAUUACGUUGGAUAGACCUGUGAUAACUUCUUGCGGCACUGGUGUAACUGCGUGUAUUCUGGCAUUGGGUCUCCAUCGACUAGGGAAGACAGAUAUUCCAGUAUAUGAUGGCUCGUGGACGGAAUGGGGAGCAAAAGACGAUACCCCUGUUGAAUCGUCUGAAGAAUAGGCUUCAGAUGAUGCUUUUGAUGGUGGAGGUUUGACUUGUUCAUAUGAAAAUGAUUAAAAUACGGAUUCUGGAACAUGUUAUUUUAGUCCUUUGAUAUUGGUGGUGUAUAUUGUUUCUUUAUUUAAAUGUGAAAUUUGCAGAGAACAUGUCAAAAAUAUAAUCUGAUUCAAAUCACCAUUUGGCUAGAAUCAAUCAUUAUUUACAUGGUGGAAAAAGAGGAAAAAUGGGCUCUUU
This is a messenger RNA of Olea europaea var. sylvestris, 1625 nucleotides long. Its product is annotated as thiosulfate/3-mercaptopyruvate sulfurtransferase 1, mitochondrial. Lineage: Eukaryota; Viridiplantae; Streptophyta; Magnoliopsida; Lamiales; Oleaceae. The record is from RefSeq and is a predicted model, not a curated record. Bases 255 to 1391 code for a protein of 378 amino acids. Gene Ontology annotation, cellular component: mitochondrion. Gene Ontology annotation, molecular function: thiosulfate-cyanide sulfurtransferase activity. The transcript has 12 exons. Gene Ontology annotation, biological process: transsulfuration.